Molecule: messenger RNA, 1024 nt
Organism: Petromyzon marinus (sea lamprey)
Lineage: Eukaryota; Metazoa; Chordata; Hyperoartia; Petromyzontiformes; Petromyzontidae
Source: RefSeq, a predicted model, not a curated record
GCAGAGGCCACGGGUCUCGGAUCGCAGGGCCAUGAACCAUCACGUGGUGCGACCAGGGCUGCUGCUGGUCGCCUUGCUUGGCUGCUCGGCGGUUCUCGUAGGGCUGAGAUCGACCCUCGGACGCUCAAGGUUAAUUCCUGUAGCAGCAAGCGAUGUUAACAGAGUUUCCAUUCCAAGAGAUUUGAGAAUCGCCCUGAGAAUCUCUGCCAAUACCACGACAAUUAUAAUGAUUGACCCACACGUCAACCUGUUCCUCAGGCCGGAAGACCUCACGUCCACUCAACUCGUUCACUAUGGACUUCCCUUUGGUAUUGGAAACUCUGGGCCAACGUUGAAGAGAAUUCUGAACCGGACCAAACGGUACGGCCUUAACGUUUCCAGUCCCAGGCGCUGCGUUGUGGUGGGGAACGGUCACGUGCUCAAGGGGCGUGGCCUCGGGGCGGCCAUCGACCGGCAUGACGUCAUCAUCAGGAUGAACGAUGCCCCAACGCUGGGCCACGAGGUGGACGUGGGCCAGAGGACGACCCUGCGUCUCCUCUACCCAGAGUCGUCCUCCACCUCCUCGUCCACCUCCUCGUCGUCCUCCACCUCCUCCUCGUCGUCCACCUCCACGUGGGGGCAGGGAGAGGGCAGCCUCAUGGCCGUGCUGGCCUUCAAGCCGGCCGACCUGCAGUGGCUGCAGCAGAUGGUGGAGAAAAAUCUCUCGCCUGGGCGUGGCCUGUGGAGGCAGGCGGCCCGCAGCUGGCGCGUGCCGCCCUCCCACGUGAGGGUCCUCCACCCACGAUUCGCGCUGACGGCGUCACGUGACCUGCUGCUGCUGCCCGUGACGGAGACGCGCCCAGGCUCCGCCCCCUCGGCGUGGUCAAAGCUACCCACCACGGGAUUCAUCGCUGUUCUUGCCGCUCUCCACGCCUGCCCCGAAGUUUCCAUCGCCGGCUUUGGCUAUCCGGCAAAUUCGCCGGGAGCUCUGGUCCACUACUACGGCCAGAGCCGUAUGCAAGAAAUCACGAAGGUUGGAGACUGA